UUAAUUUCUAUAAAAAAAUUCCUUUCGGUCACGGAAAACACUCACACUUGUAUCUUUUAUAUUUUUUUAUAGCAUCAAAUAUUUUUAUAACAAAUUAUUUCUAUCAAUUUCAGUCUCUCUCGGUUUUUUUUUCUAAUACUCUCUAUUUUCUUUUUGUAAUUUUCAUUAGUUUAUAAAAAAUUUUAUUGUUUAUAUUUACAAGCUGAAUUAAUAACAACAAGGAGCCAUAAUAUUAUCAUCAUAAUAUUCGAAAACAAGUAAGUGAAAAUUAAUUAAGAAAAUAAAUAAUUAUUGUAAUAAAUAAAUAAUGUCGGUGCUUGAUGAUCGAGAUGCAUAUAAAAAAAAUAUUUAUUGGGACAAACCAAUUUAUGAAGAUUAUUCAACAUUUUAUACUGUGAUGAUCGUCUGUUCUAUGUUAGGUAUUUUUUUGAUUAUACUCAACGUUAUUUGUUGCUGGUGUUCAAAACACCGUGACUAUUGGAGAGAUAGACAUACUGGUAAUCGUUGGAUACAAUCAAUUUGGGUAACAACACCACACAAAAAUCCACCACUUGAUUUAUCAGAAUUUGAAUCACGAAUUGUUGAGACAAGAUAUCCCGGUGAAUAUUAUCCAACAUCUGAAGCUGGUGACGUUGAAUCAGCUUAUUUUGAUUCAAGAGUUGGUACACCACAGCCACAAGAAUACAUGGAACUUCAUAAACGUGAAAGUGAAAUUUAAAUAUUUAUAAUUAUUCCAAAAAUAAUUUAAUAAUAAUUAAUUAUAUAUAUAUUAAGAUAAACAAUUGUUGAAAAAAAAAAAAAACAUAACAUAGCUUGGAAGAGAAAAAAGAAAAGAGAAAAAUUUAUUUAAAAUGGGUCUUCAUAUUUUUUGGCCAGCUUCAGCUGCACUUGCAUUAUUUGUCAUUGGUGUCAUAAUGAUACUAAUUAAAUAUGGCCCAGAUAUAUGUGGUAAAUAUCAAAAUCGUUUGACUCAAAGAAUGAGCAAUACUGAGGAGCAAGGCUAUGCCAGAGAAGUAUCAGUAUCAACUGCAUAGUAUUAAGUUUAUUUAUUUUUUUUUUUCAAACGUAAAAAUAUUACUACGUUGAAAAAACAAAAAUGAUCAACAAUUGUAAUCCGUCCAUUAUUUUUUUUUCUAAUAUUUACUAUGUCUUUUUUAUAAACAACAAAUGAUUUUUUAUAUAACAAUUUAUACACUAAUUUUUAAUCGUUAUAAUGACGACAAAUCCAAAAAACAAAAAAACAAACAAUUGUAAUAAUAAUUACUAGCUUUUUUUUAUAAUCACAACUAGUGCCUUUGAAAUUAAAUUUAAAUAAUUAAAGACUUAAUUAAUCUUUAAUUAAGUAAAAAAAUAAAAAUUAUAUUUUAUUUUUAAAAGUAAAAUGUACAUGGAAACUCGAAUCUCACAGUAAAGAGAUUAGAAAUGCUUAAAAUUUCGAUUUUAAAAAAAAUUUCGAUUCACUUAUUGAAAU
This is a messenger RNA of Aphidius gifuensis, 1471 nucleotides long. RefSeq lists its product as uncharacterized. The record is from RefSeq and is a predicted model, not a curated record. The transcript has 3 exons. NCBI's taxonomy places the organism in Eukaryota, Metazoa, Arthropoda, Insecta, Hymenoptera, Braconidae. Bases 308 to 718 code for a protein of 136 amino acids.